CUAAACUGAAACCUCCUGCACCGGUGCGUCUCUGUUUUAUUCUCGCCGAUCAUUCAUUCAUUGUAAACAAGUGGCUGCAGCUGUCUGUGAUGUCACUGUGCCGCGUAGCUGAGGAGGAGACAGACCGUUUCUGCUCUGAGAACCCCAGCAAACAGCUGAGCGUGUGAAGCGUUUUCAGCUGUCUGAGCUCUCAUCUACGCUUUGCAGCUGCGGCAUCAGACCGAUGAGGCAGAGAGCGGAGGAGACACUCUGAAGCGGCGCUGCUGUUGUGCUCACCAGCCAGAAGAAGACCUGCCUUUACCGGACAAAGAGUUGGCGCGCCGCCGUUACCAGAGAUGGAGCAGGCGAACGUGACAAACAGCGUGGGGAACUACACGGAAAGCUGUCCCUCCAUCGAUGAGUUCCGUAAUCAGGUCUACUCCACGUCCUACUCUCUCAUCACCGUCUUGGGGUUUGUGGGGAACGGCUUUGCCCUGCUGGUGCUGUUCAGAACGUACCGCGAGGGCUCGCCCUUCCACGUCUACAUGAUUAACUUGGCCAUGUCGGACCUGCUGUGCGUGAUGACCCUGCCGCUGCGGGUUCUCUACUACGUCAGGAAGGGCCAGUGGGAGCAGGGGGACUUUCUCUGUCGCAUCAGCUCCUACUUCCUCUACGUGAACCUCUACUGCAGCAUUUACUUCAUGACCGCCAUGUCCGUCACGCGGUUCCUGGCCAUAGUUUUUCCUGUGCAGAACCUGCGGCUGGUGACGGUGGGCCGCGCUCGCCUUGUGUGCCUGGGGAUAUGGAUCUUCAGCAGCGCCGCGUCCUCCCCCUUCCUCAUGUCCGGUCAGUCCUACGACAAAGUGACAAACAAGACCAAAUGCUUUGAGCCCCCACAGCAUUCCAGCAGUCGUCUCCCCAAACUGGAGGCGCUGAACUACUUCUCUCUGGUGAUAGGGUUCGUCCUGCCCUUCCUGGUUAUACUACUCUGCUACGCCGGCAUAGUCCGCACUCUGCUUUCCCGCACCCCCGCGGCCCGCCGACAGCAGAACUCGGCAUCCAAAGCCAUCCGGAUGAUCGUCAUCGUCCUGCUGACCUUCCUGGUCAGCUUCAUGCCCUACCACAUACAGCGCACCAUCCACCUGAAUUUCCUCUCCAGGAAGUCGAGCUGCGCAGAGCAGACCUCCAUGCACAAGUCCGUGGUGGUGACGCUGUGCCUGGCCGCCUCCAACUCCUGCUUCGACCCCAUGCUGUAUUUCUUCUCCGGGGAGGGUUUCCGCAACCGCCUGUCCUCCCUGCGCCAGACGAUGAGAAACAGCACCCUGCACCGCGUUUCCAAGCAGAAGCCCACCAUGAUCCCGGAGUCCAGGGAAAACCACAACCUGGACGCAAGUUAAAGCGCAGCCGGCCCGGGGGGUCUUCAAACAAGCAGAGGUUCUCAGGCUGAGAGAGGAAACCGAAAGAACAUUGAAAGAACAUGAAGUGUGGGGGGGGGGGACGCAUAACCAAUGUUGCUGGUUAAACUUACAGCAUGAGAGUUUAAAUGUUUAGUAACUUAUAAGACUAAUGAAGACAGGUUUCAUUUAAAUGAAUAUUUAUUUUUGAAAAGAUUGCUUAUCUAAACGAGUAACGUGAUAUCGUCUGAAUAAUAAAUGAUAAUAUAUUGUAAUCCACAGCUAGAAAUGUAGGUCAUACCAUUGUAGGGAUACAUUCUAGAACAUGUGUUUUUAACCUGAAUGUAAUGAAUGUGUCGUGUUUCAUACCAAUGAAGGAUAAAGCUGUCUCAGUGAAAUACUGUGGAAAAAAACAAUAAAACAAAUGUGGAAACAGACAAUAAAUGCUGUAGAUAAACAUCA
Fundulus heteroclitus (mummichog) is the source of this 1835-nucleotide messenger RNA. It is a transcript of the gene cysltr1, whose product is annotated as cysteinyl leukotriene receptor 1. Gene Ontology annotation, molecular function: leukotriene receptor activity. The transcript has 2 exons. Gene Ontology annotation, cellular component: plasma membrane. Gene Ontology annotation, biological process: G protein-coupled receptor signaling pathway. NCBI's taxonomy places the organism in Eukaryota, Metazoa, Chordata, Actinopteri, Cyprinodontiformes, Fundulidae. The record is from RefSeq and is a predicted model, not a curated record. The coding region runs from base 336 to 1376 and encodes 346 amino acids.